CCGUACGUCACCCCGCGGUGCUGUGAGAAGUUAGCAGCUAGCAAGUUUAAGUCCGUCUCUGGUCUUUUUUUUUUUUUUCUUUACUUCUUAACUAGAGCGUAGCCAGGAUCUGAGCUCCUCAGUUUUUCCCGACUGCGGAUUUCUCUGCACUUGUGAAUAUGGUCAACGUACACAAAGGUGUCCUUGUUGAAUGUGAUCCUGCCAUGAAACAGUUCCUCCUCUACCUGGAUGAAACCAUGGCCUUGGGAAAGAAGUUCAUCCUCAAGGACCUUGACGACACACAUCUCUUCAUCCUGGCAGAGGUGGUUCAAACUCUCCAGGAAAGAGUCGGCGAGUUAAUGGACCAGAAUUCAUUCCCUAUCACGCAGAAAUAACUUUAAUUUCAAGAGAACUAGCUAUUUUUGGACUUUGACCUCUUUGGGACAGAGAUAUCCAAACUGUUCCACAAAGGGCCGUGUGGCUGCAGGUUUUUGUUCCAAGCAAGCAGCAGCACACCAGACUUGAUUCAUGUAAUCAACUGAACUCAGUCUCCAGGCAGUUGAUUGGUCAAACUGUGUGGUCUUGAUUAUUUUGAACAAAAACCUGCAGCCACACGGCCCUUUGUGGAACAGUUUGAACACCUCUGCUUUAGGAUUCAUUAAAUGAACACUGCUGUGUUUUAAAUGCAGACUGAAAUGGAGCAGUUGCUCCUUUUGUGUUACAAAAAUGUGAAAAAAAAAACUUAAGUAAAACAACAGGGGCUUUUUGAUUUUUGGUUGCACAGUGCCUUGUAAUGUUUGUCUUUUGUGUAUGUAUUGAAUAAAUUUUAUUUCUUGA
Molecule: messenger RNA, 816 nt
Organism: Toxotes jaculatrix (banded archerfish)
Lineage: Eukaryota; Metazoa; Chordata; Actinopteri; Toxotidae
Gene: gtf2h5
Product: general transcription factor IIH, polypeptide 5
Exons: 3
Coding region: 159-374 (71 amino acids)
Biological process (GO): nucleotide-excision repair; transcription initiation at RNA polymerase II promoter; transcription by RNA polymerase II
Cellular component (GO): transcription factor TFIIH core complex; transcription factor TFIIH holo complex
Source: RefSeq, a predicted model, not a curated record